Molecule: messenger RNA, 3747 nt
Organism: Puccinia triticina
Lineage: Eukaryota; Fungi; Basidiomycota; Pucciniomycetes; Pucciniales; Pucciniaceae
Exons: 4
Coding region: 1-3747 (1248 amino acids)
Source: RefSeq, a predicted model, not a curated record
AUGACGGGUGCCGUCUCGCUGUGUCAUCUCCCUUCUUCCUUCGACUAUCCCGCCCCGUCUUACCCCUCGCACCUCCAGCCGACCACUCUAACUGAGCUUGAAACCCGCGGCCAGACGCCAAGCGGAUUUGAUGGCCGUAGUCAGUUCCCGGUGGAAGAAGCUGGCUUGACCCGAGAGGCUUCACCGGAUAUCUCUCCCCACACCGUUCACGUCAUAUCCAACUCGCUAGGUAGCAGUAGUAGUAGUCAAGCCUCAUCUCCCCAGCCUCUGCGAUGCAUAACAGUAGCCCCUCUGUCAGCCUCACCUCGAGGAGGUUCGCAUGAGAUUCCCGCUCAUUUGGGCUCACCAGUUGCUUUGACAGAUCCCGAGCGGUCUGCUGCUGGCUUGUCCUUCCCCCUAUUGUGUUCCUCGCCAAUUCAGGAGUCUUUCGAUCGAGCAGUAGAGCGGCCGCUAGCGUCCAACCGCCGUUCCCGCUGGUUGAGUACAGGAAUCCGCUCACCGGCCAUUGAAGAGUUGUCUCUCGAAUUUGAGAGCAUGGAGCAUCCUGUAUCCGCCAUGCCGGGCUUUAAAGGCCACCAUGUCUCCAAGUCAACAAACCCUACCACCGGCAGUCGUUCAAAACCGGGUGAUAUUUCUUCCAAAUUAAGGAGCACCAUGUUUGCCUCUAUGAACAAGUCUGAACCAAACCUGGCCAACCCCGGGUGUGCCACAUCGCUCUCAAUAGCUCCGGCCCACGACAUCCCCCCCAGCGCUCGAACAUCGGGUCAUCCUAAAAAUAUACGACCCAACCAAGAUUUGAACUUAAGCUUGUCAUCCGAAAAAACUAGCCCCCAUGAAGUGGCAGAAAUGCCUCGAAGCCUCCACACCGGCUAUCACCCUUCGAUCCGGUCCAUCUUCAAUCAAACUUCCAAGCGCAUCUCCGAAUUCACCUCUCGGCUGAAUGGUCCCAGUACUCCUUCACAGAACAGUCUUCAUACACGCCCCCCUCCAACAGAGCCCCUGCCGCCGACUCCCAGAUUACCGGUGAUAAGUUCUGAGUCCAAUGAUAUCCCAGAAUCCGUAUCACGCGUCACUUUGGCCCUACUGCAGCGGACAGCACAUCACCAGGAAGACCUUCCUGUUAUUUGUCAAACCUUGCCGCCAGCCGAUAAUCCCCCGAUGUUCAACAAGGUCAAGCGAAGCAAUGCUCGCGUUCACUCACCGAACUUUUAUCAAUCCCUCAAGUCACGAUGGAAGCCCGACAUAUUGCCCGCCCAAGAUCUUUUUGCCACCAUCUCCUCAAAUUCAUCGACUUCCAGGAGUCCCCCAAAGACACACCUCGGUGAAUUUCAAACGCCUGAAAUCUCAGAGGUAUCUAGCUUCGCCGAGCCAUCGCCUUCCAGAUUGGCCACUGAAAUCGCCGAGGGUAGUUCCGAAGAGAAGUUUGUGGCAAGAUCAACGUACGAUUCCAACUCCAUAGGUGAGCACAGUUCCCGGACUGUGCAAGUUGCCUCCCCAUCCAGAUUGCGUGCGUUUUCUACUUCGAGCCGCAAGAUAACACAAUCGGAAUCCAGCAGCAAUAGCCUUGAGUGCUCCGUAGUAAUUCCUUCACCGUUAAAUACGAUCGAUCAAGUCAAAGCACCAACUACAGAGGUCAGUAAGCCGGAGCCAAUGACUAUCGCUGAAGGCAGCAACGAAAUUCAUUGUUCCGUAUCAGCUCCCCCACCGUUAAGCACUAGCGAUCAAGUCAAAGCACCAACUGCAGAGAUCAAGCCGGAGCCUAUGACCAUUGCAGAAGGCUUGCAUCAUAAGCACCACCUCAACUUUGCCGCCCGGAGGUCUUCCAUCAGCAUGGUUCUCAAACGACCAGAUUCGCUCGAUGCUUCAACCCCGGCCAUCUUUCAAGGGAUCUGGGAGAAGGAGUUGGAGGAAAACGAACGUAAAUGGAAGCGGCUCGCACGUAUUAGCGGCAGUCAGUCAUCCUCUCGUUACUCAACCGAGUCUUACACCGAACACGACAACGCGAGCAAGACACACGGCGAACGAGCGCCGUUUAUCAACGGGGGUUCUUUGAGAAACUCAUCGAAAAUAACCUCUGAGCAUCUGAUACGGUUGGGGCGAAAGUUGAGCCAAAAUAAAGCAGCCCACCACACCAAAAGCCAGUCUCAAACUGACGUACUGGAUCAAGUGUGGGACUCUUUCAAGUGCGAGGCUGAACUGAGUCUCAGUGAUAUCAGCUGUGAUAGAUCGAUCGUCGACGGCGCUUCCGGCAGUCCCGAGUGCCAAAGCGACCUUCCAGCCCUGCAUCAAAUUACCUUCAACGACCAUUUUCAGCGCGUACACACCGUUCAAGAUUCUGAAAGCCUUGCUCGUAAAGACGCCAAACCUAUCGGGUUAGGAUUGUUUCAUCCAUGUGAUCCACCCAUCGAAGGCGCUUUUCCCAUCCAAGAUGAAUACUCACCUAUCAACAAUGCCAAAUUGAAGAAACUUUCCUUAAUAGCUAUGCGAGAUGCCUCGGGAGCUCCGGCGAGUCUACCAGGCAGAAGGAGGCGUCCUGUAAAUAUAAUCUCUCCUGAAAUUACUGACACAGAGCCGCUCGAGACUCAUCGGGCCUCACUAGAUCUGUCGCUCCUCGACGCUUUUCCUGUACCUCCUCGCAGUCAUCGUUCGAGCCAAUCUUCUUCAUCUUCGCACUCUUUGAAGCCUCUUAAAUCGACUGAGCUGAUCAAGAGUCGGAGAGACGGCACUGCGACCCAUACGGCCCCACCACUUGCUGCUCCGAAUGCCCGACCUUCUCCCCCGCCGAAGGACCCUCGCUCUCAUCAACGUCAAAAAUCUACAACAGAGAACUCGAAAAAGAAUCACAUCUCAUUCACACUCACAUCCUUUUCCAAUCGACCACGUGCUCAGACGUCAGUGCGCUCACCCGUUCCACCUCCUUUGAACCUGAAGGCUUCUCCUUCACCCAAUUUAAAUCACCGACGGCGGACAAUGACGUCACAUGUCAGCAACCACAGCCAUAGUGGACCCCAGGCGAUCCCACCAGUGCCGUUCUUACAUGUUCCUAAUACGGCCCCCCUCGUCUCGACUACUGCCAUGUCCCAUGAUCGUGACAGGGCAGUAGCAGCAGCAGUUCUUUCCCCUGAUGUUACUCGCCCAAGUUUCCCCAGCGAAGCAAAGAAUUCCAAGGCAGGAACUGGUGGUAUGACUCCCAAACGUCCUAGUCUUUUAAUUCGACCCAGUCUGCGAUCACCACACCGAGCCGGGAUUCGCCCUUUCCUAACCGGAGAAACGAGCCGUUCCCCGAAAGUUCCCGCACCUUUUUCUCCGAGUGUUCCAUCUCCUACCACGCGAGGUUUUGCCCAUACGAUUCAGCAGUCGGCUAACAGCUUGCAGCAUUCCAUCGAGCAGGCGACCUACUUUUCUUCUCCGCACGCCUCAGUUGGGUCGUCUACAGGAACUGCAUCCUCAAGCUCAACAGUUCCUUCACCAGCCACGCCGACAUCUUUGCGCAUGACUUACAACAGCCGUAUACCUUCUGUACCCAUGUAUCACGCCUCCAACAACUCCCCGUCAGGCUUGAAAUCGCCUAUCAAAUCCCCUCAUCCAGAUAACCCGAGAUAUGUGAUGAUCGACCAGACCCCCAAAUAUUCUGGUGGAGCACGGGGCGCUCCUGACACCAUCAAAGCUAGUCGUGUCUACAGGCCCGAGUUGUUGAACCCGUUGUCCGAACCUACCGAGCAAGUCAGUUAUGGUAUGGCCCUCUAA